AUGUCCAACUUCGACCCCAAUGCCAUACUGAGGGGCGCCCAGCUCACUCUUGUUGGAGUAAACCGCGCCCUCCAGAACCCGGCAUUGUUCACCUCAAAACACUAUCGUCAAGCUGCAUUGGCCGUUGCUGCAGGCGUCGCUAUCCGUAUUCUUGUUUCGAUACCAAUUGUCGGCGUCAGAAGCCUAUUAUGGAUGUUAGCCUUCAUUGUAGAUAUGGACCACGCUCAUUGGGACAAUGCUGUGGCGGACGGUCUCCAUUUCCUCGAGCACUCCGUUCUUCAAGUGCCCUUCUUUUUGAUGACGCUCAUGCGAUACAUCACUCCGACUCUCGACCAGAUGUUUAUGGAUUCCCUGCAUUGGGUCGACCAAACAUACAUCCAGAAGCACAAGUCCGAAGAUCCUCGUAACCUCCGCGCAAUGUACUAUCCCAAUCUGAAUAUGUACCAAACACAUGGCCUCAAGAACGAAACCAAGACGCCUCUCAAACAAGCCAUCACCGCUUUCGCCAUCAGAUACGGACGCAAGGCUGGCAUUUCACUCGCUGUACUGGCUCUGUCAUACGUUCCCUACGUCGGCCGCUUCGUGCUUCCCGCAGCCAGUUUCUAUACCUUCCAAAAAUCUGUUGGUCCGCAGCCAGCUGUAGCUAUAUUUGCAGUAUCGCUUGUGAUGCCACGGCGAUACUUGAUAUCCUUCUUGCAAUCAUAUUUCUCUUCCCGGACUCUCAUGCGCGAAUUGUUGGAGCCUUACUUUGCGCGGGUACGCUAUUCAAAAGAACAAAAGCAAUUGUGGUUCAAAGAUCGAGCCGGCGUACUGUUCGGCUUUGGACUCGGCUUCUACGUCUUCGUCAAGAUACCCUUGGUUGGAGUCCUGAUCUAUGGACUAGCGGAAGCCUCAACAGCCUACUUGAUUACCAAGAUCACUGAGCCUCCGCCAGCUCCUUCAGAGGCUGAAGGUUUCAAGCAGGAGGAUGUUAGAUGGAAGAACAAGCAUGAAUUUCUCAAUCUGCCAUGGCAUGAUAUGGAUGCAUACAAUAUUGAGAUGGCAAAGGACAAGUUUCGAUCAGAAGUUCGACAAACGCCUCGCAAAACCUUUAAGACGACCAUGGGUAAACAAGAAAUCCGCUACGCCGCGAAAGUAUCUCUGGAUACGCCACCACCAGAGCAAAAGGUGCUUCAUAAUCGCUGGCACCCAGACGUCCCCUCCGUCGGCACCAUCAAGAACGGAGAAGUUGUCAAGAUUGAAUGUUUGGACUGGACUGGCGGCCAAAUCGGAAACAACGAUUCUGCAGAUGACGUCCGCGAUGUUGACCUUACGAAAAUUCACUACCUAACCGGGCCCUUCGAUAUCGAAACCGCUGAGCCGGGCGAUGUACUCCUAGUAGAAAUUCAAGACGUGCAGCCACUUCAAGAGCAACCGUGGGGAUUCACUGGUAUCUUUUCGAGAGAAAACGGGGGUGGUUUCCUCGACGAGAUCUAUCCGAAGCCCGCAAAAGCAAUCUGGGACUUCGAAGGCAUAUUCUGUUCCUCUCGCCACAUCCCCGGUGUCCGCUUCGCAGGCCUCAUCCACCCAGGCAUUUUGGGCUGCGCGCCUUCGCAAGAAAUUCUAGAGACCUGGAACACCCGCGAAGCCGAGCUCAUCUCAACACACAGCCAUCUCGACAAGAUUGUCGCGCAGCCUCCCGAGCCUCAGAACGUGCAUGCCGGCACCGCCUCAGAUGAUAUCAAAAAGAAAAUAGGCAAGGAAGGCGCACGCACAAUCCCCGGCCGCCCCGAACACGGCGGAAACUGCGAUAUCAAGAACCUCUCCCGCGGCUCCAAGGUCUAUCUACCCGUGCACGUCAAAGGGGCGAAGUUCAGCGUGGGCGACCUACAUUUUUCGCAGGGCGACGGAGAAAUCAGCUUCUGCGGCGCAAUCGAGAUGGCCGGCGUCAUCACAGUGAAGUGCACAGUGAUGAAAGACGGCGUUGCUCAGCUUGGCAUGAAGAGCCCGAUUUACAUCCCUGGGCCUGUGGAGCCGCAGUUUGGACCUGGCAGGAUGUUGUAUUUUGAGGGUUUUAGCGUGGAUGAGAAGGGGAAGCAGCAUUACUUGGAUGCUACGGUAGCUUACCGACAAACCUGUCUCAGGGUCAUCGAGUACUUGAAGCGAUAUGGCUACGACGACUACCAGAUUUAUCUACUGCUAUCGUGUGCGCCUAUCCAAGGGCAUAUUGCGGGUAUCGUUGAUAUUCCGAAUGCUUGCACGACUAUUGGGCUACCGAUGGAUAUUUUUGAUUUCGAUAUCAGGCCGGAGACGAAGGCGCAGAAGAUAGACUUGGGCAAGUGUGCCUAUGCGAGUAGCUAG
This is a messenger RNA of Didymosphaeria variabile, 2340 nucleotides long. RefSeq lists its product as uncharacterized. Bases 1 to 2340 code for a protein of 779 amino acids. Gene Ontology annotation, molecular function: hydrolase activity, acting on carbon-nitrogen (but not peptide) bonds, in linear amides. Lineage: Eukaryota; Fungi; Ascomycota; Dothideomycetes; Pleosporales; Didymosphaeriaceae. The transcript is spliced from 9 exons. The record is from RefSeq and is a predicted model, not a curated record.